CGUGUGCUGGGUGCGGUGCAGUAGGCAUGCUCUACUUGGCGGGUAAAUAUGCCGGCGUCGGGUAACUUGCUGAUGAAUAAUGGCGGGCGUUUGUGGAGUUCAUUGCAUUUUCUUGGGAGGCAAUUUCCCACCAGGGCGCAGCAGCAAAUUCUUUGCGUUUCUUGGCAUCUCAGCCCAACCCAAUCCCUUGCAGAAUGGGAUGGAUGGCUUGUGCUCCGCUCUUGGUUCACUACAUCCCUUCCUCUGCCAAUUCUUGGGGAAUUGCCACCCGUGCUGUAGCUUUUGCAGAGCUUGUUUGUGGGAGCUGGCACUGGGUUCCGCUGAAUCGAGCCAAGAAAAAGCAGCCUGUGUAGGCGUACAACUCUGGCUGGUAUCCACGU
Molecule: messenger RNA, 380 nt
Organism: Linderina pennispora
Lineage: Eukaryota; Fungi; Kickxellomycota; Kickxellomycetes; Kickxellales; Kickxellaceae
Exons: 1
Coding region: 195-353 (52 amino acids)
Source: RefSeq, a predicted model, not a curated record